Molecule: messenger RNA, 1110 nt
Organism: Telopea speciosissima
Lineage: Eukaryota; Viridiplantae; Streptophyta; Magnoliopsida; Proteales; Proteaceae
Product: probable phytol kinase 2, chloroplastic
Exons: 6
Coding region: 50-1000 (316 amino acids)
Molecular function (GO): kinase activity
Source: RefSeq, a predicted model, not a curated record
UCGCCAUUUCACAUACCUCAAGGGUGGAGAAAAUUAAUCCAGGAUUUUAAUGGCCGCCAAGGUCAGUAACAUAUUAUCUUCUCCAAUUUCAAUUCGGUUCUUCCGCUUUCAGCAACGCCACUCGAACAUCCCAACUUCAGAUUCCUUCACUCUUCUGAAUCUGAAUAGACCUUCUCGUUUUUCUGCCGGCAUUAUCAGUGACAGUCUCGGUUUACGAUCGUACACCACAGCCGUCCGAAGGGUUUGCCGGGAUCGGACUUCAGUUACCGCGUCGAUGUUGCCGGAAAACCCGAUCACUAGAGAUGUCUGCGUUGCAACCCUAACGGGUUGCGUCGCUCUCUCUCUGCUUCGAUUUUGGGGUGAAAUGGCGAAGCUUGGGAUCCUCGAACAGAAAAUUUCGCGGAAGCUUGUGCAUAUAAGCGUUGGUCUCGUCUUCAUGCUUUUCUGGCCACUGUUCAGUUCUGGAAACCAGGCAGCAAUUCUAGCGGCUCUUGUACCUGGUGUAAAUAUCAUAAGAAUGCUUCUAAUAGGACUUGGAUUAUGGAAAGAUGAGGCCAUCGUCAAGUCCAUGAGUAGAUAUGGAGACUACAGGGAACUUCUGAAGGGACCAUUAUACUAUGCUGCCACAAUAACGUUGGCUUGUGCAAUUUAUUGGCGAACAUCCCCCAUAGCAAUCGCAGCGAUUUGCAAUCUCUGUGCUGGAGAUGGUUUAGCUGACAUAGUAGGGAGGCGGUUUGGAAGCCUGAAGCUUCCCUAUAACAGGAACAAGUCCUUUGCUGGGAGCAUUGCAAUGACAACUGCUGGUUUCAUAGCUUCAAUAAUGUAUAUGCACUACUUUUCCUUGUUUGGGUUAGUUCACGAAAGUUGGGAAAUGGUUUUUGGCUUUUUCAUUGUGUCUCUACUCACAGCAGUAGUGGAAUCACUUCCAAUCAGUUCAGAGCUUGAUGACAACCUCACAGUCCCUUUGACUUCAGUAUUGAUUGGCAGCUUUGUUUUUUGAUGCCCGGAGCUAGGAAAAUUGGAAUCUGGUCCGUUGAAAUGGAGUUCCCGCAAUUCCUGUGUAUUUUUAACACGCAUUCCUGUGUCACUGUAUCAGUAAGGGUAAUUGAA